Molecule: messenger RNA, 213 nt
Organism: Sugiyamaella lignohabitans
Lineage: Eukaryota; Fungi; Ascomycota; Dipodascomycetes; Dipodascales; Trichomonascaceae
Exons: 1
Coding region: 1-213 (70 amino acids)
Source: RefSeq, a predicted model, not a curated record
AUGGCAGUUAUCUCCAAACAACUAAUCACGAGCGCUACUGCUGCUACAACCGUGGCUGCUGCUCCUCUCUCCCCCUGGGGAAAAGCGGUAGCAGGUGCUCUGGCUGCUAUGGCCGCCAACGCUUUGGUGUAUCCUCUGGAUAUUGUCAAGACCAGACUUCAGGUCCAAACUGAAGAUGAUGAUCUUGAAACUGGUGAAAAAAGAGUCAAGUAA